Molecule: messenger RNA, 1525 nt
Organism: Monodelphis domestica (gray short-tailed opossum)
Lineage: Eukaryota; Metazoa; Chordata; Mammalia; Didelphimorphia; Didelphidae
Gene: B3GNT4
Product: UDP-GlcNAc:betaGal beta-1,3-N-acetylglucosaminyltransferase 4
Biological process (GO): protein O-linked glycosylation; poly-N-acetyllactosamine biosynthetic process
Cellular component (GO): Golgi membrane
Molecular function (GO): N-acetyllactosaminide beta-1,3-N-acetylglucosaminyltransferase activity
Source: RefSeq, a predicted model, not a curated record
CACUUCCCAGCCCGCUUGCCGGGGCUCCGCUCGGAGCCCCCUGGGUUGGGCCUUAGGGAGAGUGGCGGGGCAUGGGGCCAAUGGGAGGGGAGCAGAAGCCGCGCCCCUCUCCUCCAACAGUCGGGCGGCGCACCUGGGCUCCAGGCUCCUGACUUUGCUGCGCGCUCCUAGUCCCUGCGAGUGUCCGGCGCGGGCGACCCCGGCCCGGGCUCAGGGUCCAGGGCCAUUUGGGCCCCAAAAUGUCCCGUAGAUUGGGCUGGCUUGCCCUGUACAGUCUAUCAGUAUCACUCUUCACAUGUCUCCUUUUUCUGAAGAAGACAUCCAAGCCAGCUCUAACUUCCAUGGCUUCCAGGCAGACAGGGAGCCCCAUGGCGAGGCAUCCCUUCUGGGCACCCACAGGGUCCCAUCACAACCUAUGUCUGCCCAACUCUGAAGUGGCCAAUGCAUCUGCAGUCCUGCCCACCCGUCACCGCCUCUUCCUGACCUACAAGCACUGCCGGAACUUCUCAACCCUAUUACAACCUACAGGCUGCCCUGCUGACACCUUCCUUCUCCUGGCAAUUAAGUCACUGCCUGCUCAUGUGGACCGCCGGGCAGCCAUCCGAAGCACCUGGGGCCGGAUCAGAGGACAGGGUGGGGGGCAGAAGCUAAAACUGGUAUUUCUCUUGGGGGUGGGGGGAACUUCCCCACCCCCGCAAUUAUUAGCCUAUGAGAGCCAGGAAUUUGAUGAUAUUUUACAGUGGAACUUUAAUGAGGACUUUUUCAACUUGACUCUGAAGGAGCUUCACCUCCAAAGGUGGCUGGCUACUAGCUGUCCCCAGGCCCAGUUUGUCCUUAAGGGGGAUGAUGAUGUCUUUGUCCAUGUGCCCAAUGUCCUGGAGUUCCUACGAGGGCAAGACCCCAGCCAGGACCUCUUCGUGGGGGAUGUGAUCAGAGAGGCCCUGCCUAACAGGAACAUCAGGGUCAAGUACUUCAUCCCCCCAUCCAUGUACCGUGCUCACCACUACCCUCCCUAUGCUGGAGGUGGAGGCUAUGUGAUGUCCCAGGCAACAGUUCGAAGGCUCGGGGUUACAGUGGAGGAGGUAGACUUGUUUCCCAUUGAUGACGUUUUUGUGGGGAUGUGCUUGAAGAAACUGGGAGUGAAGCCAACCCACCAUGCAGGAUUUAAGACCUUUGGGAUUCGGCGACCCCUAGACCCCUUGGACCCAUGUCUGUACAAGGAGCUACUGCUGGUGCAUUGUCUCAGCCCCCUGGAGAUGUGGACUACAUGGGCUUUGGUGAAGGAUGAGGGCCUGAGGUGUGCUGCCCCUCCUGCUCAAGCUCAACAGACUGGCUGAAGGAGAGGUCCCAACUGGUAGUGCUCAGGGGCUAAUGGGGGCGGGGGUGGGGGGUUUGCUAUUGGUUCCUUUUUUAACAAGACUAAGAAAAAUUGAGAGCUUUUAACUAAUAUAGCUUUUUGGGCAGUUAUGUCCUAAGUUGUAGUCCCACAGAUUCCCUUUAACUUUGAUUAAAAAAAUCACAAAAA